CAGAUCAACACAAGAGGAGACUGAGGAACUGCUAUACUCUCAGAUUGUAUUUAAAAGGCCUUCAUUCCAAAAUCUGUAGUUUUCCCAGAAUAAUUUUACAGACCGUUAUUUUUUGUUUUACCACUGCAUUGUUCGUCCUUUUUAUUUUAACUAUUUUUUACAGUAACUUUUCCGUAUUCCUGUGUACCUUUAUUUUAAUUUUUUCCCCAUUGGUAGCUGUGAUUUUCAAAGGAAGAAAUGGCAAACUUGGGUGUUCAGAUGCUGGGCUUUUGUCUGGCUGUCAUAGGAUUGAUUGGCCUGAUAGCGUCGACUGCCAUGGUGGAAUGGAAGGCUUCUUCCUACGCCGGGCAGAACAUCGUGACGGCCCAGGCAAUGUACGAGGGCCUCUGGAAGACCUGCGUGUCUCAGAGCACCGGACAGAUCCAGUGCAAAGUUUACGACUCACUUCUCCAGAUGCCCGCUGAGAUCCAGGCCACUCGCGCCCUGAUGAUUGCCAGCAUACUGCUCUCAGGUUUGGGUCUGCUGGUGGCCAUGGUGGGCAUGAAGUGCACCACCUGCAUGGCGCAUGCCCCCGAGCAGAAGGACAAGGUGGCCAUCGCCGGCGGGGUGUUCUUUAUUGUGGCAGGCUUUUGUGCUCUGGUUGGAACCUCCUGGUAUGGUAAUAAAAUAGCCUCAGAUUUCUACAACCCCUUCACGCCCACCAAUGCCAGGUACGAGUUUGGCUCCGCCUUGUUCGUGGGGUGGGGUGCUGCCUCUCUCUCCAUGCUGGGUGGGGGCUUCCUGUGUUGCCACUGCCAUGGAUCUGGCUCCAAGUCCCCCCCACGAAAUCCCAAGUCCAGCCAGCCUGCAGCCUCGGGCUACGUGUAGAGGCCCUGCGGUGUUCGGGUUAAGGACGGGACCACUAUAGCUUCCGGAAACGUAAAAGAACGGGCCGAAUGCAAGAGCGGUUGCUUCGAAGGGUUGUAGUAGUUUGUGGCAUUUUAUAACAAACCUCUGUACAAAUAAAACCAUUUCGAUGACUAUGAAGUCAUGGUGACAUGUUCUGUUUGAAUUGUGACUGAAUAGAUGUUAGUUUGUCCAGUGUAUGAGUAUGUGUGCGUUUUGUGCACAUGUAUGAACGUGUAUGGAUGUUUAUCACAAAAAAUAACAGCUAGAACAGACAAUAACAAUCACUUUAUAUUUUAAACCAAAGUAUGACGUUAAUAUAGCAGAAUGGGUUAGAUGAAAGCAUAAACUGUAAAGUUUACCUUUAAAUAUUAGUUUUCUUUCCUAGUCUUCAUAGUGUUUUCAUUUCACUGGCUUUUCUGAUGUUCUAACAGCGCUUUGUAUAGCUGUUGCUGCGUUGCCAACCUGUUCUUUAAGACUCAUUUAUCAUUCACAGGAAAGCAUCCUUUUAGUCGAGAGUAUAAAUUGUUUUUAAAUGUGACAUGUUAAAGUGCCAAGGUCCCGAUUUGAAUGGUUUGAAUGAAUAUGUCGACAUAAGUGUUUUAUUUAUAAAAUUGUGUGUAUAAUUUGGGUUUAUAUACAUGAGUGAUAUCAACCAAACGGUAAUAUAAACUGAAAUUGAAAUUGAACAUUGCAGAUUUUGGUUCAUAAAUGCUGCAGUUUCUAACUAGGGCAACAAGGUUUUAAACGUUUUCUGUGCUGUAGCCUGAAAAAGGUAAAUUGUCACAAGCAGAAAUUCUCGGGGAAGUUACUCUGACUUGUAUGUUGUUACUUUUCUUAAACAAAUAAACUGGAAAAACACUAUAAUUUCUCCAAA
Molecule: messenger RNA, 1762 nt
Organism: Brienomyrus brachyistius
Lineage: Eukaryota; Metazoa; Chordata; Actinopteri; Osteoglossiformes; Mormyridae
Gene: cldn1
Product: claudin 1
Exons: 4
Coding region: 238-867 (209 amino acids)
Biological process (GO): bicellular tight junction assembly; cell adhesion
Cellular component (GO): bicellular tight junction; plasma membrane
Molecular function (GO): structural molecule activity
Source: RefSeq, a predicted model, not a curated record